AUGCUUGAUGGCGAGAGGGCAAUCAUACAAAAUGCCCAGGGAAGAGAGCCUACUGAACACUUUUUCCCAGCAAAACUGAUUUUAGGGCCAAUUGAGAUAUCAGACCCCAAGCAAUUCCUAACAAUAAAGAGAAUGAUUCUUCAGUACGUUUGGGUUAAACCCCUUCUUUAUGUUGCGAUAUGGACAUGUACUUUACUUGGAUGCUAUGAUACGAAUGAUAUUUCAUUGAGCAGUGCGUACUUUUGGCUCGGGAUAAUAUACAAUAUGAGUGUUUCAAUAUCGCUCUACUAUCUUGCCCUUUUUUGGAAGUGCCUUUAUUCGGAUUUAAUGCCUUUUCAUCCAUGGCCGAAGUUUCUCUGCGUGAAAAUUAUUGUUUUCGCAUCCUAUUGGCAGGGCAUUUUUGUCGGUACCUUAAACUACUUUGGCAUUUUUCACGAUACAAUACCAGCUGAUAAGAAUCCCCAGUCGUUGAAUACAGGAGUGGUGAUUCAGAAUGCCCUUUUAUGCCUUGAAAUGGUUCUUUUCUCUUGGCUCCACUGGACCUCGUUUCCUUAUACGGAUUUUGAUAGCAAAAGCUUGCCUGAUUCUGCUAGGGUGAAAACUUGGACGGCAUUUAAAGAUUUCAUUAAUAUCAGCGAUCUUAUUUAUGACCUCAAACUUACCACGAUGUAUGGUGAUAGUUACAAUUUUCGAAAGUUUGAUUCCGUGAACGACUUGAGUGUUUACAGAAAAUCAAGGGCGUUCAACAAAAAGAUAUACCAGGGAUUGAGAGUGUCACAUGAUGGGUCAAAGCACUGGGUCUCAGGUGUUGGUCCCAUGCCAAAUUCAACAAUACCAUUGAUGAAAGAUUAUCUUCCGACUUCUACACCAUACAUGGAAGGUGGUGCUGUCGGAAUUUCGCACGCUCAGAGUGGCCUGGGCAGUGAAUAUUCUUCCAUAUCCAAUGAUAAAGACGGAGAAAUGGUUUCGAACAAACUUUUUGAGAAUCCGGAUCAAAGCGAUGAUUUCUCAAAGGAUGAAAAACUUUAUCAUUAUGUCAAGAAGCAUUACAUUACAGAUAAAGAAAUAAAUUAUCCAAUUGUCUACGACUACAGGCAGAUUGCUUAUUCGCAUAAAAUCACUCAAAUGAGAACCCAAUUGAGAGCCCGUGAUGCUACCGGGAUGGUAUAG
Brettanomyces bruxellensis is the source of this 1170-nucleotide messenger RNA. RefSeq lists its product as uncharacterized. The transcript has a single exon. Gene Ontology annotation, biological process: transport. Bases 1 to 1170 code for a protein of 389 amino acids. NCBI's taxonomy places the organism in Eukaryota, Fungi, Ascomycota, Pichiomycetes, Pichiales, Pichiaceae. Gene Ontology annotation, molecular function: transporter activity. The record is from RefSeq and is a predicted model, not a curated record.